ACUCCCCCAUUGUCUUUCGGAGCCACUCUCGGCAUCUGUCUCUGUCUCUCUCUCAGACUCUCUCUCGCUCUUCUAAAUCCCAGUUGAUUUUUCUCUGCAACUUCUUGGUCCUCCUUUUGGUCUAGAUGUCUGGUCGUGGAGGUGGUCGGCGGUCGGAGUACCGUGGUGACCAACCGUCACGUAGAGGUCGUGACGGAAGGUCUGGUGGGAGGUCUGGGGGAAGGUCUGGCGGCAAUCCCCCGCCUUCUUCGUCGUUGACGUCGACGACGCCUUCGCCGGCGAUCUAUGAAGUUGGUUCAUCUUCAUCUUCUGCUACCGCUUUAAGCCAGGACGUAGGUCGUAUCACAUUGCAUACUCCGGCUUCAUCAGAGUUGCAACCGGUUCCUCGGGCUCCUCCUGCCUCGACCCAGGCUUUACCUGUACAGCCACCGCUGCCUCCGCCGUCGUCUUCAAAGGCUCUGGGGUUUCCAUCAAGACCUGGUUAUGGUACCAAAGGAAGCAAAUGUAUUGUGAAAGCUAAUCAUUUCCUUGUCCAUGUUGCAGACAGUGACCUUCAUCACUACGAUGUUGCAAUCUCUCCUGAAGUGAUCUCAAAGGGUGUAAACCGUGCUAUAAUGAGACAACUAGUUAGUUUGUAUGGAGUUUCUCAUUUGGGAAAGUGUAAUCCAGCUUAUGAUGGUAAAAAGAGCCUUUUUACUCCAGGGCCUCUGCCCUUUGAUUCCAAAGAUUUUGCUGUCAAGCUAGUUGACAAAGAUGACCGGACUACAUCAACAAGGAGGGAACGUGAAUUUAAGGUGACCAUCAAGUUUGCCUCAAAAGCUGAUCUUUAUAACUUAAAGCAAUUCUUGCUUGGUAGACAAAAGGAUGCUCCAUAUGAGACCAUACAAGCUCUUGAUGUGGUCCUAAGAGAGUCGCCAUCCGUCAAGUAUACUAUUGUGGGACGGUCAUUUUUCAGUCCUGCUCUGGGGCAAAGAUGUGAAAUCGGUGAUGGGUUAGAAUGUUGGAGGGGGUACUAUCAGAGUCUUCGCCCUACCCAGAUGGGCCUGUCCCUCAAUUUAGAUGUAUCUGCCACAUCCUUUUAUGAGCCUAUACCAGUGGUUGACUUUGUGAAGAAGUACCUCAACGUUAGAGACCAUUCAAGACCAUUAUCUGAUGUUGAUCGUGUUAAGAUUAAGAAAGCGCUUAGAGGUUUGAAAGUUGAGUUGACUCACACCCCAGGCGUUAAGAGAAAUAAGAUAACUGGGAUUACGGCUGUUCCUACUAGUCAAUUGACAUUUGUAGAUGAACGGGGGACGACAGUGUAUGUUGUUCGGUACUUCCAAGAGAGGUAUAAAACUAGGCUUCAGUAUACCCAUUGGCCAUCUGUCCAAGCUGGGAGUGAUUCAAAGCCCAGAUAUUACCCUAUGGAGGUCUGCAAAAUCAUUGAGGGGCAGCGCUUUUCUAAGAAAUUAAAUGAGAGGCAAGUGACAAACAUCCUAAGGGAGACAUGCAAGCGACCCCAAGAUAGGGAACGGAGUAUAAUUCAGAUGGUUAGGCAGAACAAUUAUAGUGAGAAUGAAUUUGCAAUUGAAUUUGGGAUUCAAGUGAAGGAUGCGCUUACAUCUGUUGAAGCCCGUGUUCUUCCCCCUCCCAUGCUCAAGUAUCAUGAGACUGGGCAAGAGACGAGGGUUCAACCUCGUGUGGGGCAGUGGAACAUGAUGAGAAUGAAAAUGGUCAAUGGUGCCCAAGUGAGAUUUUGGGCAUUUGUUAACUUCUCUUCGCAAAUUCCCCCUGAUAUAGCAGCUCAGUUCUGUCAGGAACUAGUUGGAAUGUGUCGCAGCAAAGGAAUGGAUAUAAGUCAAAAUCCUGUACUUAAUAUUAUGAGAGGUCGAGCUGAUCAGAUGGAGAGGACUCUUAUUGAUGUUAGUGACCAGUGCACCAAGAAGCUCAGUCCGAUGCAGGGCCACCUUCAGCUGUUGAUAGUUAUUUUACCGGAUUUUAGUGGGACAUAUGGAAAGAUUAAGCGGGUAUGUGAAACCGAGCUUGGAAUUAUCUCACAGUGCUGCCAACCAAGGCAAGCAAGAAAGUUGAGUAAGCAAUAUAUGGAGAAUGUAGCCUUGAAGAUCAACGUUAAGGCUGGUGGACGAAAUACUGUUUUGAAUGAUGCUGUUCAAAGAUCUAUACCUCUUGUCACCGAUAAACCCACAAUUAUCUUUGGGGCUGAUGUGACCCAUCCUCAAAGUGGGGAAGAUUCUAGUGCUUCAAUUGCUGCGGUUGUGGCAUCAAUGGACUGGCCAGAGGUCACUAAGUACCGGGGUCUGGUCUGUGCACAACAACAUCGCCAGGAGAUUAUUGAGGACCUUUUUCAGUUUGUAGAGGAUCCGAAACGGGGCCGGGUUGCUACAGGGAUGAUCCGCGAACAACUGAUAGCAUUUAGGAGAUCAACUGGGCACAAGCCUUCUAGGAUCAUCUUCUAUCGUGAUGGUGUUAGUGAAGGACAGUUUAGUCAAGUUUUGCUUUAUGAGAUGGAUGCUAUACGGAAGGCUUGUGCUUCGUUGGAGGAAGGAUACCUUCCACCAGUUACAUUUGUGGUGGUGCAGAAAAGGCAUCAUACACGUUUGUUUCCUGCCGAUCAUAACAACCGUAAUCAAACUGACAGGAGUGGAAACAUUUUACCUGGCACUGUUGUUGAUACAAAAAUUUGCCACCCCACUGAGUAUGAUUUCUACCUUUGUAGCCAUGCUGGGAUACAGGGUACUAGCCGACCUACACACUACCAUGUUUUGUUUGAUGAAAACCGUUUCAAUGCUGACAAUUUGCAAACUCUUACCAAUAAUCUUUGCUAUACGUAUGCGAGGUGUACUCGUUCCGUUUCAGUAGUACCUCCUGCAUAUUAUGCACAUUUAGCAGCAUUCCGGGCGAGGUAUUAUGUGGAAGACGAUGCAUCUGAUAGUGGGUCUAGUUCAGUUGGUGGUAGGAACACCCGGGAGCGGGGUACCCAUGUACGACCUCUUCCUCAGAUUCAUGGGAACGUCAAGGAAGUAAUGUUUUACUGCUAGGGAUCAUUAGUUCAAUGAGAAGUGGCAUUUUAUUUUGACCUUUUUGUGAAGUGGUGGAAAAGUCAAAGUUAAACAUUUCAAUAUGGCAAUUUGAUGCUGAUGGUUAUCUUAUAUCAUUUUAGAUUUUUGAGUUGAGUGCUGAAUUGUAUCACUAUGGAAAUGACUUCCUCUUGCAUCGGCCAUCUUGGUUUGCCAUUUCAAUGUAAUUGUGGACUGGUUGCUAAAGACCGUCUACAUUUUGUUCAGAUUGAAAGACUUAGUAUAUGUCAUUUUCCUCCUAA
Messenger RNA from Macadamia integrifolia, 3319 nucleotides. RefSeq names its product protein argonaute 1-like. NCBI's taxonomy places the organism in Eukaryota, Viridiplantae, Streptophyta, Magnoliopsida, Proteales, Proteaceae. Bases 126 to 3038 code for a protein of 970 amino acids. The record is from RefSeq and is a predicted model, not a curated record. Gene Ontology annotation, biological process: regulatory ncRNA-mediated post-transcriptional gene silencing. The transcript is spliced from 22 exons. Gene Ontology annotation, cellular component: cytoplasm. Gene Ontology annotation, molecular function: RNA binding; protein binding.